This is a messenger RNA of Callorhinchus milii (elephant shark), 1389 nucleotides long. Its product is annotated as protein HGH1 homolog. Lineage: Eukaryota; Metazoa; Chordata; Chondrichthyes; Chimaeriformes; Callorhinchidae. The record is from RefSeq and is a predicted model, not a curated record. The annotation marks the transcript as partial. The transcript has 4 exons.
CCUCACUCGUGGCUGUUGAGCGAUCAAGUGGACCUCCUGCCUUUCCUGCUGCUGCCGCUGGCAGGUCCUGAGGAAUUAAGCGAGGAUGAAAUGGAAGGGUUGCCUGUGGAUCUCCAGUAUCUGCCCGAGGACAAGCAGCGAGAGAAGGACCCAGAUAUCCGCAAAAUGCUCAUUGAGGCCAUUAACCUUUUGACGGCGACUAAAAGUGGGCGAGAGCAAGUGCGGGAGAGGAAUGCCUAUGUGGUGGUGCGGGAACUGCACAAGUGGGAGCCGGAGCCGGACGUUCAAGCAGCCUGUGAGAAGCUAGUGCAGGUGCUGAUAUCAGACGAGCCCGAGGAGGGGAUGGAGAAUCUCCUAGAGGUGGAAGUGCCAGAAGAGAUCGACGAGAAACUAAGGCAGCAGGAUGAGGAAGAGCAGCGGCUCAUCGAGAAGGAACGAGAGGAGCUUCUGAAGAAGGAAGAAGAGAAGGAGAAUGGGGAGAGAGCGCGAGAGAAAGGCCAGCAGGACUGGGGAGAUAAUGCUGUGCUGUGCUGGGCUGAAAGACUAUACCAAGCUAUGACACUGCUAAUCCCUUUAAUGUCAGGUCUCAGCUUGGCUCAGUUGGUCGUGCUCUUGUCACUGGGGUUAAAAAGUUGUGCGUUCAAGCCUCAUGCCAGCAGUUGAGCUCCAUCCAGCGCAGUAAAGGGGGAGCUCUGCAUCAGCACAGGUGCAAUCCUUCAGAUGAGCUGUUAAAACAGAUCUCAACUGUGCCUGUUCAGGUAGGACGGAAGUGAAAGAUCCCGCGGUGGUAUUCAAAAAAAAAAGAAGAGAGUUUGUCACAGUGUCCUGUCUGCUGUUCCUCCCGAUUAAUUUUGUCCACAAACUACACAAUUCACUUUACUAUAUAUCCUGUGAAGCGCUUUCAGACAUCUCGAAGGCAUGAUAAGCGCUAUAUCAAACACAAGGAUUAUUAUUAAUUAAUCAUUCACCUCAAAGCUGUGUGUGUGCGUAACCUUGCUAUGUACGAAAUGGUCUUUGCUUACAAACACACUCGCUGCCUUUGACCGCAUUGCUCUGAAUCGCUUUGUGGUGUUUGGAUGUGAUCUAGUGCGAUAGAAAUGACCUUGUAUGACUUAGCCUACAUCUUUAUGGAACCUUUCACAAUGUGGAAGGAGUAUGUGUGUGCCAGGCAGGUGCGGUGAGGUGGUGAGUGGGUGCUGCUAUCGAGCCAAGGCAGUCCCCUCUCUGACAUCUGCCAAAUAAGUCCCUUCAUAGAGUUCAAAAAUCUUGCCUUCGCCUUCAAAGCCCUCCACAGCCUUGCUCCUUCCUACCCGUGACCUACUAACACCAUUUCAACAUCUCCGCUCAGCAGACUCCGGCCUGCUCCACGUCACCCAGCCCGCCCCACCA